Messenger RNA from Aegilops tauschii subsp. strangulata, 1839 nucleotides. Its product is annotated as small ribosomal subunit protein uS7m. Gene Ontology annotation, molecular function: structural constituent of ribosome; rRNA binding. NCBI's taxonomy places the organism in Eukaryota, Viridiplantae, Streptophyta, Magnoliopsida, Poales, Poaceae. Gene Ontology annotation, biological process: translation. Gene Ontology annotation, cellular component: mitochondrial small ribosomal subunit. The record is from RefSeq and is a predicted model, not a curated record.
GCUUCUUCGUUGGCAAAUAAACGAAUUAAUGAACUAAUUUCCUAAUAUGACGUGAACUUGAACUAGCAUUGAUCAAGUCCAUGAGCUCAUAAGAAGGAGUUCUUCACGUGAGAAAGUCCACGGCUUAGCUUAAUUCAAUAAAAAAGAAAGUAUCCAAUCGACUUUAGGAGCGCCAUAUGUUUCUAUUUGAAACGGUAAAGCGAGGCUCGCUAUAAGGGUCAUAGCUAGUUCAGGAUUGGUAGGAAAGUAAUACAAAUGAUUGUAAUAUGACAACCCCCAGGGGAUCUAGCCUUUGUGUUAAGAUUAAAAAGAAGAGCCCUCUUUUCAUACGACUCGGUGAUUCCAUUGCUCUAUCCGGCCGCAAGAUUCGAUCGCGUACAACACGAGCACGAGAUGGGUUGGGGACCUAGAAAUGAGCUAUGCUCCAAGAAUUGACCCCUGAACUACCUUUACCCGCCUUUUCUUGUAGAAUCCAUUCCCCCUCUUUUAUAUAUUUAGAAUUCUUUUAGGGCUAGUGGAAUGAGGCUGGAACCCAUCAAUAUCGCUAAACCGGGAGAGUUUCUUGUGUUGGGUUCAAAGUUUCGCUCUACCAAGGCAAGAUAUAAUAUAAUAUAAUAUAAUAUAAUAUGCAUCCAGCUUUAGCUGAAUAUCGUGAGUGUUCAGCGAAGUAUGCUAGCCAUUGGCCUUACGUUCAGGAUACCCCUUUCUGUCUUUGCGAUGUUUAGUUAUAAGAGAAUGUUGCUCUUCAGAAAACGAGUAUAGUGGCCUUCGUCGAUGGGACAAACGCUCCAGUGUAUGCGUUACAAGGCAACUAGCAUUUUGUCAUGGAAGUUCGUGAAAGAAUGUUCUUGUUUUUCGUUGGAAAAACCAACGCCGACGUCAAGAUCAGUCUCCUUUCCUUUCUCUUUUCGGGAGCAGAGCUGAAAAAGAUGGACAAUAACGAUUGCGUAAUAUCAAUUUAUCGGCCUCGUCAUCGAAAGCGGCUUCCAAUUGCUUGGAAAUUCUCAGCUAUAUGGGGGACUUUGAUGGUGAGGAAAAAGAAUUGAUCAAGAAAUUGGUAAACUUUCGCAUGAUCGAUGGUGAAAGAACGAGAGUUCGUGCUAUUGUUUAUAAAACUUUUCACCGCCUAGCUCGAACUGAACGCGAUGUAAUAAAACUUAUGGUUGACGCCGUAGAUAAUAUGAAGCCAAUAUGCGAAGUGGUCAAACUAGGAGUCGCAUGUACUAUUUAUGAUGUUCCUGGGAUUGUAGCCAGGGAUCGUCAACAAACCUUAGCUAUUCGUUGGAUCCUUGGAGCAGCUUUCAAAUGACGUAUAAGCUAUAGGAUAAGCUUAGAGAAAUGUUCAUUUGCUGAGAUACUGGAUGCUUACCGAAAGAGGGGAAUUUCACGUAAGAGAAGGGAGAAUCUUCAUGGACUGGCUUCCACCAAUCGAAGUUUCACGCAUUUCAGAUGGUGGUAAAGUGAUACCACAUAAGGAGCUCUUCCUCAUUCAGUCAUACUCAACAAAAGUAAGAAAUGUUUGACCCGGAUCCUUUUUUCAUCUUCGUAUAGAAAGAAAAUCGGCCUUCCUCAUACUCCCCCCUUCAUUCAUAGAGUUGGAGGAAUCCACAAGAGGCCAGCCCGUUCAUAAUUGCAUAAAAGAACCAUUCUUUUUAUGAAAACUCUUGUUCCAACCUCACCUCAGGUCGAAUGAAUACGAAAGGGGGAUCAAUCAAAUCAAUAAGCCAUGAAUGAAGAAGUAGUGGGCCUUUCGCCUUAUUUCGUUUGACUCGUGGAGCUGAGAAAUCUACUUCAAAGAGAGGGAAAGAGUGCUAGUCCGAAAGAACAAGCAAGGGAUGA